UAACGUGAUAACAAGUGACGGAAAAAUAAUAAAUAUAAUAUUUGCAAUUUCCAUUAUUGGUGCUGUGAGCUGUUGUUAAAUUUGGUUAGCUGACACUUAAGUGUAGUUGUGUUAAAAUUUCUGAUUUUCGUGCCGUUUUUCGGUCCAGCGAACCGAUAUGGGAUUUUCCUUGUGGACUUUACUGGAGGCUGCGUUGUUGUGUUUGAACGCUGUUUGUAUUCUGAACGAAGAACGUGUAAUGGCCAAAUAUGGAUGGUCGACAGUAAACCAGGAUUUUCAGGAUACCACGUCGGCGAAAAUGCAAAUACUUACUCUCAUAAAAUCGAUACGAACCGUGGUUAAAUACCCGUUGAUAAUUAUCAACCUGCUCAUCAUACUCGUUAAGGCCAUUACCGGAUAGAAUGCAAAAAAAAACCUCUUCUUUUUUUGCAAAUGUUUAUUAAUUGUACAAUUUUUUUUUUUAACUCGUGUAAUCUAUACUUAUUUGUUUGCCCGUACGGUUUAAUAUUGUUUUGAUAUAUUAUAUGUGUAUAUUAUAUUAAGUUUAAUAAUAAUAAAAGCGUUUAUUUUUCUUUUACAA
Messenger RNA from Adelges cooleyi (spruce gall adelgid), 580 nucleotides. Its product is annotated as immediate early response 3-interacting protein 1. The record is from RefSeq and is a predicted model, not a curated record. Lineage: Eukaryota; Metazoa; Arthropoda; Insecta; Hemiptera; Adelgidae. Gene Ontology annotation, cellular component: Golgi membrane; COPII-coated ER to Golgi transport vesicle; endoplasmic reticulum membrane. The transcript is spliced from 3 exons. The coding region runs from base 158 to 400 and encodes 80 amino acids. Gene Ontology annotation, biological process: endoplasmic reticulum to Golgi vesicle-mediated transport.